AAAUAAGAAAAUUAAACAGUUUAUAUGAAAAGACCAUACAAAUUAAUAAAUGAGACAGAUAAACCAGCCCAGUUUUUACUAAUUUACUGUAGGCCCAAAUGAGUUACUGUAUAAUAUAUAUAUAUAUCAGUAUCUUUUAUUCAAUAAAAGCAUAUACAAAUAGUGGCAAAAUAAAAUUCUUUGGCUGAAUUGAGAAAGUUUUACAUACAUAGGCCUGCCAAAGUCAAAAUGUAUUUUAUUAUAUUAUAUCAUAUGAUUGUAUGAUGUUUGUGAUUCUAGCUAGAUUUUUAUACCAGUCUGUUAGUGGCGAUUAUUCGCUGUUGGAUUGGAAUAAAUAAAUAAGUAAAUAUACUUUCAUAAAAUAUCAUUUAAAAAUACUUUACAUUAAAAAAUACGGUGUUAUUCAUAAAUCAUUUAAAUUGAAUACCAGCCAUUUUAAGGAAUAUAGGAACGGUGAUAUUUAAUGCGUCUGUUAUGUCGACAAGAAAAAUAAUAUUUUUUUUUUCUAAACUUACAAUUUGAAAGCUAACACAAUUCCAUAUAAAAUGUAAGCAUUUGCGAUAUAGACGGUGUCGUCCUAGCUAGUUGUAUCAAAACAAUGUAUAAAUACAUGUAUACAUUUCGAUAAUUUCAACACUAUUCAGUUUGUCCAUCGAGACACGUGCGUGGAACAUCAUCUCCGACAUUGGUCGGAUAUGAAUUGUACUGUUGUGACCAUUUCAUCACAUACAUUAGGUCUAUAUGUCAUUAGCGAAUACUUAUUGGGUUUAAGAAAUCAAAUAUCCACAAUACACCGCAUGAUAUUUCAUUUCGAAAACUGAUUCUUUCUACAAAAAUCUAAAAUUAAGAAAUCUUUGGGAUAAUAAUUAGAAUGAGUAUGAUGAUUAUCACAAUGUGUAUAAUGAAUGUCCCAUUAUUUAAAGAAAUACAUUGUCUAUAUAUGUAUUAAUUAUAAUUGAUUAGGCUACAUAGUAGAUAUUAAUUAGUUCAGGUAUUUAAUUGUAUAGCUGUUAAUGAACUGUCAAUAUAUAGGCAGAUGGCCAUAAAUCAAUAAUGCCACAUGUUGCCUCCGUUGUAAAUGAAACUUAUUUUAGUCCCAUAAAUAUAUAAAUUAUGAUCUAUUACCUUUAAAAUCAUUCCAAAGCAGUCAUUGCUGCGGAGUAGUUUCACAGACUAUCUCUCAUCAAAUAAAACUUCAGCCUUCUAAAUGGAUUCUUCUAAAAUAAGUGCGGUUUUGAUCGUAUUUUUCCUGAUGAUGUCAUUACAGCUAGCCUGUGCCCGACCACCAAAGAACGACACACAGCAAAGAAAGGGUGCAGAUGAUCCGGUGGUAGUUGCAGCGGAAGAGGGUGCUGACAUAAUUCUAACCAAACAACAGAAUGACACAAUAUCCCGAAAUGGAGGACGUUUCAGAAGAAGGACUGAUUUGAUCAGUCCGUGGCCGAAUAACCAUGUAGUAUUUGAAAUCGUUGACAUCCACGAGAGUUUAAAGCCGUUAGUGUAUCAAGCAGUGGCCGACUGGUCUCGAGACACGUGCAUAACGUUCGAAGAGUAUGAUUAUGUAGACCAAUAUCAAGACCGUCUCCAGUUUGUGUUUACUGAAAAUGGAUGUUACUCAUAUUUAGGAUACACGUCUGGACUUCAGCCAAUCUCCUUGGCCAAUUCGGGAUGUUCACAUAUCAGCGUUAUUUUACACGAACUUGGCCAUGCACUUGGCCUAGCUCACGAGCAGACCAGGCCGGAUAGGGACGACUAUAUUCAAGUUUUGGAAGAAAAUAUCGAAGACGGUUACCAUUCACAGUACGCCAUUCUGGACCUGCCUAACGACGAGAACGUACCGUACGAUGUAGGCUCCAUCAUGCAUUAUAGUCAGUGGACUUUCAGCAAGGUUCCAUAUAACGACGAAUUCUCUACGAUGAUAGCACAUGACCCACUGAAGCAUUCUGGGAUGGGUCAACAUGGAAGACUCAGUCACAUUGAUAAGAUGUACAUGAAUAAACAUUACAACUGCAUGGAUCACUGCACCCCGGAGCAGUUGGCACAGAUUUGUCAAUACGGUGGCUUUGUUGGUAAAGAUUGCGUAUGUGUAUGUCCAGAGGGGCUAGAAGGCCCAUUAUGCGACAGUAUGACACCAUCUCCAUCACCGGGUUGUGGUGGUCACUUUACCGAAGAUAAUGGCGAAGUAUUUUCACCAAAUUAUCCGUCCACGUAUCCAGAUAAUUCCGAUUGCAACUACUUCAUAACGGCUCCCGAAGGCUAUCGUAUUGAAUUGACAUUUCAAGAUUUUUCUGUUGAAGAAGACGCGUAUUGUUACUGGGAUCAGUUGUAUAUUCAGCACGACUCACCAAUGUAUGAUACUUCCAGCGCUGAUUUUUGUGGAACGUCUCUGUCCCAAACGGUGAUCAAUUCGAUCAAUAAUACCAUCUACAUGCGUUUCCACUCUGAUGACUGGUUUUCGGAAACUGGUUUUCACGCAUCAUACAGAUUCAUUGAUAGUACAUCUCCAGAACUGACGUGUCCGUCACACCGCUUGUAUACUACAUCCAUCGUUAACUAUGAAUCCGCUAACGUCACCGACAAUUCUGGAGAGGAGUUGACCGUGAUAUGUACCCCUCAUUCAGGCAGUGCGUUUGCCAUUGGUACAACUCAAGUUGUCUGCUCCGCUUCUGACGCCGCUAAUAACACUGGAUCGUGUACAUUUGGCGUAUCAGUACAAAGUGUCACCGCACCGCAGAUCGUUUGCCCUCCUGCUCAGACUACAUCAGCAGACAGUAGCCAUUAUGAUGCUUUCGUAAAGUAUGAAGAUGCGAACGCAACAGAUAGCAAUGGAGUGUCUUUGCCUGUAGUCUGCACGCCGGCUUCUGACACUUUGUUCGGGGUUGGUACAACCCAAGUCAUGUGCUCUGCUGUAGAUGGGUCAGGGAAUGCCGGGACAUGUUCAUUUGAUAUCACUGUCACAGAUGAUGAGGCACCAGAACUGAGUUGCCCACCACAGAUGACAGUUACAGCAAACCCGGGUGCAUUGUCUGCUGUCGUUACUUUUGAUAAUGCCGUAGUGUCAGACAAUUCUGGAGAUCAUAUAUUGGCAGUGUGUUCUCCAGCAUCUGGAAGCUCCUUCGAUAUUGGCACUGCUUUGGUUCAAUGUAGUGCAAGUGAUGCUUCUGGCAAUCAAGAUUUGUGUAACUUCCAAGUAACCAUUGAAGCUGCUCCAAUACUAUCAACGGAACAGCCAAAUGAUGUCCAGCCCCCUGUUUUGACAUGUCCACCUAGUCAGUGGAUACCUGCAAUCCCUGGUACAGCAACAGCUACCGUCAGUUUCAACGUAACCGAUGUUCAGGACAACACUGACCUAGGCCUAAUUGCAACUUGCCAACCAUCAUCGUCAAGCGUAUUUCCUAUUGGUACCACGCAUGUCAUCUGUUCUGCCACCGACUUAAGUGCCAAUACUGGUGAAUGUGGAUUUAAUAUUACAAUCACAGAUGAAGAGCCUCCACAUGUCACGUGCCCAGAUAAAAUAUUGACGUCAGCCGAUUUUGGCAAAUCUUAUGCACCGGUGACAUUUAAUGCCAUUGUAGCGACAGAUAACUCUGGGGAAACCCUUACAACUAUAUGCUUCCCAGAAUCCGGCAGCACCUUCGCUUUAGGCAACACUACAGUCACGUGUUCUGCAUGGGACGCUUCUCAUAAUCUUGGACUUUGCAAUUUUGAUGUCAACGUUAUAGAUGUUGAGGCUCCUGUGCUGUCGUGUCCUGACUCGGUGGUUAGACCUACCGACGCUGGCAAGAAUACUGCAAUGUUUUUGUACGAUCCUGCAGCUGUAACUGACAACUCCGGAGAGAGCUUGUAUGCAAUUUGUACACCGAUGUCUCACAGUCUAUUUGGCAUAGGUUCACACACCAUCAUGUGCUCAGCACUUGAUUCUGCGAACAACCGCGGAACCUGUUACUUUAUGGUUUCAAUUGAGGACCAUGAGGCUCCAGUGAUCACGUGUCCACCUUCGUUGUCCGUUGAAGUAGCACCACCAUCAUUAUCUGCAAUUGUUGAUUUUCUUCCACCAAGUGUCCUGGAUAACUCGCGAGAGAACAUCACCUCCUUAUGCUUCCCUGAUACUGGAAUGGAAUUCCCGCUUGGUGUCUCUCACGUGACAUGUUAUGCCACGGAUUCCUUUGGGAAUUCAGACAAUUGUGAUUUUAAUAUCACUGUUUCAGAAUCAAGUAAUUCUAAUGGGGCAAUUCACGUUCCAGCAAUUGGUGGAUGUGGACCUCCGGGUCAAAGGCCAACUAAUUGGUACUUCGAUUCACUUCAAUCCGAGAACUACCCAGGACCUUAUGCCAACUAUGACGAUUGUCGGUGGAAAAUCGAUGUACCUGACGGUUACUACGCUUAUUUAUGGUUUGAACGAUUUGACGUUGAGUCCUGGAUAGAAUACGAUUUUUGCUUCGACUAUCUUACUAUUACAACUUUCCACACCAACAGGAGAAAUAAACGAACUUCUAACACGGAUGUAUAUUGUGGACAAGAAUUACCACCAGAUGUCUGCACAGACGAUGAUAUCAUCAUUAAUCUUGAUGCCGAUAAUAUAAUCACAUGGACGGGUUUCUUACUUCAUUAUAGAAUCCUAGACACUAAACCUGGAGUGUGGGAUUCUUGGUCUGCCUGGAGUACAUGUAGCGCCACCUGCGGCUCUGGAUACAAGCAACGUACCCGUGUGUGCCCCACCUCUGACUGCGUGGGCCCCAAUUCACAAGCAACAUCAUGUGAUUUACACCAAUGUCCAAUCGGUUGCCAACCUGCUAUUGAACACAACGUGACGAGUAGUGGAGGAAGAAUUCGUUCCCCGGGCUACCCAUUCCAGUACCCGAGGAAAUACUUCAUCAGUAGAUGGGAGCCCUGCAGUGUCAACGUUAAUAUUCCAGACAACAUGUCGGUUACGUUCUCUUUCGAAGACCUUGAUCUUACCUCCUCAACCAGCUGCUACUUUGAUUACUUGCUAUUUAAUUCACCAAGCAGAACAAAAGAAAUUUGUGGUAAUGACAGAUCACAGACGCUUACCUUUUUCAACGGUCCUAUCGAAGUUAUUUUCCACACUGAUAAUGGAUUACUUUAUGACGUGUUCAGCAGAGGGUUCGACAUGAAGUAUACCUACAACGUAAUAACGGCCUAAGAGAGUCAAUUCAUUAGGCGCUCAAUAUACACUUACUGUUUGUAAGUAAAAAAAAAAACGCGUCGUAACUAUUUACACAGAGAUGCUACAUGUGACUGUCCUUAAAAUUAUCAUUUGAAAUUAUAUUAAUCAUAAUGAUAAUAUUAAUUAUAGUCUUUAUUACAAUGAAUUAAGUAUGAUUAUUAUUCUCAAUGUUUUUAAUAACAAGGUUUAGAAGUUUUAUGGUGUUAGUUACUAUUUUAUUAAUUUUGGAUAGGCCCUACUUAGCAAUGUCUGUUACAUCUGAGUUCUUUUGACCCCGAGCUUGUUAAGUGCUUCUAUAAACUACAAUUUGAUUCGUAAAAAUUGACCAACAAAAUAAAAUAUAUAGCAAAUGAAAAUUUACGAUUUUUAUAAAAAUUCAUGUGCUUAUAUAACAUUAAACUGUCAUUUUGACAAUGUUGGUCUAAGGUGCACAAAACGAACAUUUGAGUAGAUACAGAAAUUUUAUUUAUUUUUUCUGCGAAGUGAGUCUCAUGAACCACCGGACACCACCUCAUCGGUAAAAAUUGUGUUGAAAUAACGAAUAUAAAUUCAGUCUAACGUUAAUGCAAAAAUUCAUUAGGCCUUUGUAACCACCGAUUAAUGCGUCCUUUUGUUGAAUUGUCUUGGGAAAAUUAAGAGCGUAGAUCGCCUUUCCUUAGCUGUUGUUUGUGUAUACUAUUAUAGCCAAAACUCCUGCUAUAUUUUUCCAUUGAUAAACCUUGUAAAAUCGAAGGUACAAACAUUCUACGCGUAUAAUUAUAUAUACAUAUAUACAGAGAGACGAUAACACUAUUUCUUUAAAUAUAAUUGGAUUUUAGCUGUUUUCCUAAGAGAACAGUAUCACAAGAAGAGUACAGUAAAGAUAAAACAGAAAUAUAGGAAAGGUCAACCACUAAGCAUGAAUAUCUAAUUUACAUUAAAUAGUAUAUAAAAAGAUGACUUACAUGUAUAUAUAAAGGUUAUAUAUACACACAUAUAACAUGUUAAAGCAUACAUAACAUGUAUAUUAUGUACGUCUGUAUGUGAUUUAUGUAAUGUUAGCAAAUGCAACAGGAACGAACGAAGAUAUCAUUACAUUAAUAAAUAGAACUAGACAUUUUUUAAUUAACUUUUGCAUCAUUAGGUGUAUACUCUUCUUUAACGGUUUUAAAUUUCAAGGUAGAUGUACCUUAAUAUUAAUAACAUACUUAUUUCAAUAUUUGUCUGUAUUUCCAUGCAUAUUGCAUUUUAGUCGGUACGUCGGCGUAUACAAGAUUCAUCCACUUACGUACAAAUAAGCCUAUGUUUACAUUCCAAAAUGUAAUUAUCUAUCUCAAUCUUCCCAUUGUCGCUACUAUUUACUAUUUAAUAGGAAUUAAUAAUAUAAGUAUGUAUUUUGGCGGUACUAUUUUUAGUACAAUGUUGAAAGUCUGAUUUCGUAAUCAUUACAGUGGUUCAUUUUUUUUAAAUAAACUCAAUGCAGAACUGAAGCGUGAUAUAAACUUUAAGUGUCGCAGAUAAAAGUAUUGUAAAAAACAAUUUUUGGAAAGAAAUACAGCACCUAAAUGAUAAUAGUAAAAUCAUGGAGGUAUAAUACCGGUAUGUAUGUAUUAUUAUUAAUAUUAUUAUUGUUAAUUAUUAUUAUUACUAUAAAUAUUUUUACGAUUGGUACUCCGAACGAUAAUAUAAGUAUUAUUACUAUUGUUAUUAUAAUGUAAUGUAAUAAUGUUUAUUGUGAAAUGGAAGUAGAAAUAUUGCUCGAAAUAAACAUGGAUGUGACACCCAAAACUGAAA
Anneissia japonica is the source of this 6961-nucleotide messenger RNA. RefSeq lists its product as uncharacterized. Gene Ontology annotation, molecular function: metalloendopeptidase activity; zinc ion binding. Gene Ontology annotation, biological process: proteolysis. Bases 1208 to 5164 code for a protein of 1318 amino acids. The transcript has 28 exons. The record is from RefSeq and is a predicted model, not a curated record. Lineage: Eukaryota; Metazoa; Echinodermata; Crinoidea; Comatulida; Comatulidae.